AUGGUAUUGCCUUUUUAUUACAAAUAUGCUAAUGAAUGUGGAUUUAAUGUCCGUUCUAGUACUACUAAAUCACAAAAGAAUAAGGAUGAUCCUACAGGGGUUGUUAUGUCUUCUACGAUCAUGAAAGAACUUUGUAGUGGGUUUGAAAAUGUCAGGGGCAGUAACAAUGAUUUCAAAAAAAUUUCUAGGGACUUGAAAGUUUAUAUCUCUAAUGCUGAUGGUGCGAUGCAUUUGACCCGUGUCUUUUGGGCUGAUACUAUUGGUAGAAGAGAUUAUCAAUUAUUUGGGGACUCUUUAUCCUUUGAUUCUACCUAUGAUACAAAUAAAUAUUCAUUGGCUUUUUGUCCUUUUACUGGUGUUGAUAAUCACAAGAGAUGUGUUACAAAUUGUGCUGCUCUAUUAUCUAAAGUAGACAUAGAUUCUUUUUUGUGGCUAUUUCAAACUUUUUUGAAGUGCAUGGGAAGAGAACCCUCUUGUAUUAUCACUAAUCAAUAUCCUACAAUGGGUAUUGCCUUAGAAAAGGUUUUUACCAAGACUAAACAUAGGCUAUGUAUGUGGCACAUAAUGAGGAAGGUACCUGAAAAGGUUGGAACUGCUUUUUGUAAUGAAACUGAUUUCCUGAAAAAGCUAAGUGUAGUAGUUUGGGAUAGAGAAAUUGAUCCUCAUGUAUUUGUUGAUGGCUGGAAUAGUGUUAUGGAGGAGUUUGACCUUGUCGAUCAUGAGUGGUUUGCAUACAUGUUCAAGAUUAAACAUAUUUGGAUUCCUGCAUAUUUUAGGGACUUAUUUAUGGGUGGUAUACUGCGUUCUACUUCUAGGUCUGAAGGUGAAAAUAAUUUCUUUUGUAAUUUUACUAACCCUCAUGUGACUUGUGUUGAAUUCUUUGUCCGUUGUGAAACUGCUCUUGAUGCUCAAAGGCAUGAACAGGAUGAGUUGUUCAGGCUUAAUAAACUUGGGCUUCAAUUGGUUACUCAUUUACACUUGGAAAAGCACGCUGCUGUUGUUUAUACUCGUGCCAUAUUUUAUGAUUUUCAAGAAGAAUGCGAGGGAGCCUAUUUUUCAUGUGGUGUUGAAAGUUGUAGUUCUCUGUAUGGAGAUGGUGUGGAGUAUUCUAUUAUUGUUGAUCGUGAGAAAAGGAAAAUUUUUUAUAAUCGUUGGAGAAAAAAUGUUCUGAAGAAAGCUUCUGUCAUAAAUGUUGCUCUGGAUGAUGCUUCUAAGUAUGAUAAGAAGAAGCAAUUGAAGAUGAUAUCAAAGAAUAAUCCUGAAAAUGCACCUAGUUCAAAAGAGGUGAAAGAUGCUGAUAUUCAGAUUUUGGUUGGGUCAAAUGAAGUAGAUGUUAAUAUCUUGCCUCCAAAUCAGUGUCUUAAUAAAGGUUCUGCCAGAAGUUCAAAGCGGUUGAAGAGUGUAAAAGAAAUAGCGCUACUGAACAAAAAUCCAAAAAGGGCAUAA
Molecule: messenger RNA, 1446 nt
Organism: Chenopodium quinoa (quinoa)
Lineage: Eukaryota; Viridiplantae; Streptophyta; Magnoliopsida; Caryophyllales; Amaranthaceae
Product: protein FAR1-RELATED SEQUENCE 5-like
Exons: 5
Coding region: 1-1446 (481 amino acids)
Biological process (GO): regulation of DNA-templated transcription
Source: RefSeq, a predicted model, not a curated record